AUGGGAAAAGAAGACGCCCGAGCCGAUAGUCGUAAAAGGUUAAGGGAAAGCGGCUCACAGACUGACGGGGAAGAUGCGUUCGACGAAGCCGACGGCCAUCGUCGUGGGGCUUUUGCCAAACUAGAUGAAGUCAGUGAAAAGCUCGACAAAGUGCUGACAAGACUCGGCGAGUUAGAGGCUAUGCAAGAUAGAGUGGCAGAAUUGGAAAAAGAAAAUAAAAGUUUACAAGAAAGCCUGAACACCGCUCAAGCCGACAUCGACGACCUAAAUUCGUCUUCAACCGCCACGUGUGCAACACUGGAAACCUACGCAAAGAAUCUGGAAGAUCUCAGUGCUAAAAUAAAACAUCUUGAGUGUCGCAACAUCAAGUUAGAAGCAUACACAAGACGUGAAAAUCUAAAAGUGUUUAAUAUUCCAGAAGGAAGAGGUGAGUCAACUUCUGCUGAAGAUCAAUUGAAAAAAGUGAUGCGCGAUUAA
Porites lobata is the source of this 477-nucleotide messenger RNA. NCBI's taxonomy places the organism in Eukaryota, Metazoa, Cnidaria, Anthozoa, Scleractinia, Poritidae. The record is from the annotation of a GenBank genome assembly.